This is a messenger RNA of Fibroporia radiculosa, 555 nucleotides long. RefSeq lists its product as uncharacterized. The transcript has 5 exons. The coding region runs from base 1 to 555 and encodes 184 amino acids. Lineage: Eukaryota; Fungi; Basidiomycota; Agaricomycetes; Polyporales; Fibroporiaceae. The record is from RefSeq and is a predicted model, not a curated record.
AUGUCUGACAUACGCGCUUUCCAAGCAAUGGGGACCUGUACGGUUGCGGCGUUCGCGGUUUCGCAAUGCUCUCUGGCGAACAUGCAUGUACUGGCUGGUUACAUUCGAAAGGCUCAUGUAUAUGCUAAUAGCUAUGACAUUCAAUGUUGGCUUGAUUUUGAUAACAGUGAGAUAUAUGACGUCACGACGCUUUCUGUCGGUCAAUUCAUUAUUGAGUACAUCGACGACCCUUGCAUUACCCACCAUAGGCUGUCAGAUCCCGAACAUGCGAAAGAGCCUCUCCUGUCUUCGCCUCAUCAUUACGACGAGCCUGGCUCUACCCCUGAGACUUAUCCUCCAGCCACAGUGGCUCCACCACCACGCCGAGUGAGGUCGAAGCCACACAGCAUCUAUAUUCACCCCAGUGAAUCGAAUAUUGUUCGAGCAGAUGUUGUUGCCCAAGAGCUUGGUCUUUCAGACACAAAUCUUUCCAAAAGCGACCUGUAUCCUGAGGAUGAUAAUUCAUGGGAGCCAAGCAGGAAUCGAGAUGUUGCACGGGGCAUGUGGGAGCGGUAA